Messenger RNA from Microthlaspi erraticum, 3480 nucleotides. The record is from the annotation of a GenBank genome assembly. NCBI's taxonomy places the organism in Eukaryota, Viridiplantae, Streptophyta, Magnoliopsida, Brassicales, Brassicaceae.
AUGGCGCCUUCUAUCUUGGACGAUCCGGAAGGCUUACAACUCUUCAUGAAGGCUAAAGAGCUCGUCGCCAAUGGAGAAUUCAUCAAGGCCUUGGAGUUAAUCGAAGAUUUGAUGCUAGCUCAUAAGGAAGGCGAGGCCUCAUGGCUUCUUCAUGCUGAACAAGGUGAUCUGUUCAUGAAGAUAUCGGAAACAGCAGAGGACCCUGACUUGAGAACCGCAUACAUUUUGGCUAUCGUAGAAUGCUGCUCGCAAGAUGUGAAGCUCUCGCGACAUCGCGCACAAGGACUCUGCGAUUUGGGUCAUCGCCUUGGAUCAGUGAUGUUUUUCAAGGAAUGCUUGGAGGUAGCGAAACAGGGUUUAUCCUUCGCUGAUCACACAGAAUACACGAAUCCUCUUGCUCGAUUGCUCUCGCAAAACCUAGAAGUCGGCAAGAGGGAAGAUCUGGAGCGUUUAAUCGGAGAGGCAGAGUUCAUGAUCGCUGAAUCCAAGACUUCUCCUUUAACACAAUCCGAGGCAAAAGUUUUGGAUCCAAAGGAAAGUCCAGACCCGCGUGAGAACGUGGUGAAAACAUUGAAGGCGUAUUGGAUGGGUUUGGAUGCUCAGAGCAAAAGGGAUUUCAUGAAAGUAAGCAUUGAAAAGCUCAGAUUUUUUAUCGAGGGAGUGCAUAACAGAGAGGGAGUAGAUGCUUUGGAAAACGUUCUCGCUUUUGCCAGGGAACGCAAGAAAUGGUCAGUCUGGGCGUGUAGAACUUUAUGUUUGAUGGAGUUUUCUACUGCUGAAGAAUGCAAGACUCAUCUCGAGCAAGAACAUGCUGCAGAUUUUAAGCCUUGUUCGGAGAAGGAUAUAGUGGAGAGGAUAGGGAAAAAGUGGGCUCAUAAGAUUCCGGUUGGUGGCUGGGAACCAGUGGAUACAGUAGCUGCUGUUGAGAUGAUCAAGAACCAGCUCGCACAUGUGAAAGCGUUUACGUCUAAGUCUAAGAAGAAUGGUUGGUCCACUGAGUGGCCUUUAGCUGCAGAUGAAGAGCGUCUUAAUCUACUCCAGGAAAUCAAACUACUCCUUGUGUCGCUCUGUGACCGUAAACUUCUUUCCUGUAGCGUUCGAGACUGGGUGAUGCGUUUUCCGGCUAAGCAUCUUGGAAAGUUUGAAGUUUCCCGAGAGAGUCUUAUCGAUGUUCACCUAUUGGAUUCACCACAGAGCAUCUGUUUUCUGGAACGUCUUGACCUCAUUCAAAUCCGAAACCUUCUGAAAAACAUCAAGUGUGAAAGGCGUGAUGGUACAGAUAUGGUUUGCAGAGGAGUGGACAGUCUGCUGGAUCGUACUCGAGUUAAAGAGAACAUCGACUUUGACACUCACUAUUCGUUGGUGCUUCUGGAUAAAAGGCUGUUGAAAAGAAGUAAUGCUCCAUUCGAUGAUGAAGGGAAAAUCAAUUUGAUUGAUGAUCCGGAGACUCACUACGCCGAGGCAAAGGUGCAGGGAGAUGAUAUCAUUUCCUGGUUAGUUGACUACGAUUCAGUAGAUAAGAGCAUUUCUAGACCUGUCAGGGAACACAAUCUUGGAAUCUGGGUGGCUCUUCUGAGAGAUGUCCAGUACAGUUGUAGAGCACUGGGAACCAAAUAUGCAAAGAAAAGGCACGUCUUAGAUUACGAAGAAGCUCUUGCUGAAGUCGAGAAAUUGUGUACGAGUGAGGACGAAAGAAGACGGGAUCUUCAGGAAGACCAGUGGAAAAGCUAUGCAUCUCUUCUAUGCGAUAAAUGUGAAGAGAGAGUCCCUGGAAAUUCCCUCUCUGCAAAGUUAUUCUUGUGUGCAGUACGUGAUGUUUUAGACGGAGCAUGGCGUCUGACAUUUGAUUUCCCCGACUUAGAAGAUUGCCUAAAUCUUAUACGUGAGGGUAAAUGUUUCAGCGAUAAUAUGGUGUUGAUGUCCAUAGACUUUCUGAAAUCAAUGGUCACCGACAAGGUUCUGCUAAUCGAUUCAAAGAUAUUGCUGAUUGAUAAUUCCAGGAUUAGAUUGCUAAACAACCUCACAAGGCUUUCUGUUUUUGACCACCGCUCUUAUAUGCUUCAACUGCUGAAACCUUUCUUGCUGUUCGAAAUUGUAAAUAUGGAAUCCAAAGCCAAGGCAGAGGCAGCAGAAACAAUGCUUUUACUCAAUGAGGAGAAGUCACAGGCAAAAAAGAAGACUAGAAGCACCAAGAAUGAAAUUGUAAAUAUGGAGUCCAAAGCCAAGACAGAUCCAACAGAUGCAGCAGAAGCAAUGAUUUUAAUUAAUGGGGCGAAAAAGUCACAGGCACAAAAGAAGAAGAAAGCUAGUAGCAUCAAGAUAACUUCAACGAGCAGCUCUAGUCCCCUUUGUACGACUGUUAAACAUGAACAUUCUGUCAAGCCUGAACCAGAAGAAGGUUCUAUGGUUCCAGAAGAUACUCAAGAGGAACCUAAAAAAGUUGAUCGAUCGGAAAUUUCAUCCAACGCUGACAUUCAAGAGGAACCUAAUAAAGUUGACCAAGAUAUGCAAAACAUGCCUGGAGAAGAUUCACAGUCGGGACAUUUGGAGCAAGCAUUUGAAGGAGCUGCAGCCAGAUACAAUUCAGCUCUUGACAUGACGCUAAAGGCCCUCAUGAACAUUAACGUUCUUAAAGAAGAUUUACAGUACAACAAGCAACCAUUUCAUGACGACCUGGAAGAACAAGUUCCUUAUGCGCUACAAAAUUUAUUUUCUGCUGUUGUGUCAUGGGAAAUAAAAACCGAGGGAGUUUACAGUGUCAUUUUGAGCGACUUGCUUGCUUCUCUAGAAGAAGUUAUCCCCAUGUCGAGUAAUGCUGCUGAGGUGCUUCUAACCAUCCUUGAGUCUUGGCAUUGCUGGAAAAAUUCGGAAAGAAAAAGCCUGGUGACUCGCCUUUUUACGGUGGAAGAAUUUGAAUGGAUGAGGUGUAGAAAAUGCAGAAGGAGGCCAAAUCAUCCAGAGCAGAGUUCUUAUGGAAUUGUUAUGCCUGCAGAUUCAAUCAGAGACCUGAAGUGUGCUUUUGGGGAUAUAAAGUUUGUGGAUAUCCUUAAGCUGAUACGCUUGGAAUUGAAAAUGUUUUGUGACAUUGAAACUGGAGGCUGCGGAACGAGAAACUUUGUUCAACACGUUAUGAGUAGACGCCCGCUUAUCUUCACAAUCGUGUUAAAAUGGGAGAACGGUGAAACUGAAAAAGAAAUAUCUGAAACAACGAAUGCUUUGGAGUGGGAGAUAGAUAUCAGCAAGCUCUACGAAGGCUUGGACCCAAACACUAACUACCGGCUUGUGUCAAUGGUUGGUUAUAAUGAGGAAGUAGAAGAACACGUCUGCAUAGUUUAUGAAAAGAACCGGUGGGUCAAUCUCAGACGCGAGUCUUUAGAAGGAGAGGUUGUUGGUAACUGGAAGAGUGUGGUUAGAUUCUGUGGAGAAAGGAAGGUUAGGCCAGAGAUUCUGCUUUAUGAAGCUGCCCGAUCCAUUGCCUAA